This is a messenger RNA of Triticum aestivum (bread wheat), 2026 nucleotides long. RefSeq lists its product as uncharacterized. NCBI's taxonomy places the organism in Eukaryota, Viridiplantae, Streptophyta, Magnoliopsida, Poales, Poaceae. Gene Ontology annotation, molecular function: zinc ion binding; protein binding. The transcript is spliced from 5 exons. The coding region runs from base 295 to 1824 and encodes 509 amino acids. The record is from RefSeq and is a predicted model, not a curated record.
GGUAUCAUAUAUGCAUACAUAUAUCACAUAACAACAAAAGGCAACAACAUGAGCUGCUGCCGUUUAUGGUACGGAGGCAGUGCUUAAGUUAGCAAAACAGAGAUUAACCAUAGCAUCAGCUCUACUGAAACAACAAUGUUUAAUCCACUACGAAGUACAAACCCUACUCAAGGGAAACAAACAACUCUCCAGGUCAAUCAACAUUUGGUAUACAGGAAAAGCUCAGAGAGAUUCAAUGCAUAAAUAACGUGGACCUGGAAAAAAGGUCAGAGAUUCAGAAAUUGUAAGGACAACAUGCAAGCAAGCAAGCAAGCACGUGGAAAGAAACAGAGGGGCCAAACCGACUGUGUUCACUUUGCUUCGUCGCUAAAGCCUCCGGCCGCGUUCCUUCUGCACAAGAAUCCGAUCCCCAUCCCCAUACCGCCAAACCAGUUACAACUCUCCUCCUCCUACCCCGGCGAAUCUCGACCUGGACAAAGCAGCGGCCGGCCGACGCCGGCGCCAACGGACGGGGGAUCCCAUCCCAUGGAGGAGGCCUGCGAGAUCGCGCGCCUGCCGGAGGAGCUCCUCUCGGCGGCGCUGGCCCGCACGUCCCCGCGCGACGCCUUCCGCGUGGCCGCCGUCUCCCCGGCCUUCCGCGCCGCGGCCGACUCCGACGACGUCUGGGCCAGCUUCCUGCCCCCCGGCGGCCUCCCGCCGCUCGCCGACGGGGAGCUGCCCCCGCCCUCGUCCAAGAAGGAGCUCUUCCUCCGCCUCUCCGCCGGCCCCGUCCUCCUCCAGGACAGGCUCGUGAGCAUGUGGGUGGACAGGGAGGCCGGCACCAAGUGCUACAUGCUGUCCGCCUGGAACCUCCAGUCCGUCCUGUCGGGGGACACGCCCGAUUACCCGAGACGGGUCCCACUCGACGACUCUUCUAGAAACCACAAGUCGCUCGGUUCGCUCGUUUUAAGUGGGAUUAUGACAGGUGGGGCCUGCUUUUGUCGACGUGGCAUAACUGUUCAUCCGUUUCACUCGUUAGACGUCGUGAGACGCCGUGCGCGGGCCGACUCGAGCCGGAACCCUUUUGACCGGUCCCUCCCUCGAAUCGUUACAGGCCCACCCACCCCAACCCUCAUUCGCUCGCGCUCUCUGCCCCACUCGUUCGCCGCCGUCGACCCGUCCACAUCUCCGACCGCCGCCGCCGCCACCGCGUCGCCAUGGUUUCCUGGAGUGAGGAUGAUGACAGCAGUGAAGAUCCCUGCUACCACGAAUGACUCCGAAUUCGAGGGCAAUGAUUAUGUUUUGUGCCAUGAACACCGGAAGCGAGCAGAAAGACUUGUUGCUUUCGAGGGCAUCCAUACUGGCAGGAGGUUCCUUGCUUGUGCUGUGAAGGAUGGUAAAAAUUGUGGACUAGUUGAAUGGGUUGAUCCAUCUUGGCCAGCUAUAAUGGAGAAUGCACUGUCCAAGUUGUGGGAUAUGUAUGAGCAGUCCAAGAGAAACAGGAUUGAGGACAACCUGAUGAACUCAUUUGCUGUUCACAAACUGACACAAGAGAAGAUCAAGCUGCAGGCCAGUUAUGACAAGUUGGUUGGAGAUGUUCAAGCCCUUUUGGAUGAGAAUGAGAGGAGGGCCCAGAUGGAAAGGAAGCCUGAUGAGAGCAAGCUCCAGGAGAAGUAUGACAUGGUUAAGAACCUGACAGUAUCUCAAGCCAGUGUCAUUAGGAACAUGAAGUUGAAGCUUGCUGAAGAGAAGACUAAGUUGCAGGCCCAUAUUGAUGAGCUUGAGAAGGUUGUGGAGCAGACCAAGGCCAAGCUGAAUGGGAUCAAGGCAAUCUUAGAUGAAUGAGCCACAUUGGGCAGUAAUGGUCAUGGAGUUCAUGGUCAUGUAUGGAUCUCCUUAUUAGUUAUGUAAUGGUCCUGUAUGGAUCUCCCAAUUAUGCUACUUAUUAGUCAUGUAUGGAUCUCUAAAUUAUGCUACUUAUUAGUUAUGUAAUGUUCAUGUAUGGAUCUCCAAGUUAUGCUACAUAUUAGUUAUGUAUUGCUUAUCU